Pocillopora meandrina is the source of this 9310-nucleotide messenger RNA. Lineage: Eukaryota; Metazoa; Cnidaria; Anthozoa; Scleractinia; Pocilloporidae. The record is from the annotation of a GenBank genome assembly.
AUGGCGGCUGCUGUUGCUGAGGUGCCGACGCAAGAAAGCGUGAACGGAAAGGUAAAAUAAGUGGACUUAUAUUGUUUAGGUUAUCUUCUGUUUGAUCCUUGAUUUCUUUCUUGCAGCUUUCUUUUGUGUUUUAGGGUUCGUUUCCGCCUGAAACGUACAAAAAGUGGCACUUUGAACAUGCAUUUGUUAACUCCGUUGAAACAAGAAUAAAUUUAAUCCUCGUGUUGUUUAAAAUCGUGAGCGAAAUUAUUGAUGGUUCAGUAUGGAUAUUUUUUAUCGCUAUGUGUAGCAUAUGUCUCUUUGUUUAUUUUAAUGUUUAUUUUAAAAGCUAAGCUCAUUUCGUAAAAAAUAUGUAUUCGGCGAUAAACUGUAUAGAUAAACUUUCAAGACUGCGGCAGCUUUAAUUUCCUUGCUUGAUCCCAUGGAUGCGUUCAUCAACUAAUCAGUUGACCUUCAGCGAAAUAACCGUUCAAAAUUAUACUAAUGGCUUUCGUUAUUUUAGUUUACCUCGUACACUGCUGUUUGGGCAGUAAUGUAAAAUGCUUACUUUCGAUUGCAAGAUAUUCAGCUCAAGCAGGAACUUCAUGAGUGUGUUUGUCCGACGAUGUGUAGUCUAAGAGUCUAGUUGUCCACAGGGCAGCUAAUGGUAAUUACUUAUACCUGAUCACUUUGAGUAUUCUCGGUAGCUGUUUGCUGGGUGAUGUGUGUAGUCAUUUCAUGUUGAUCACAACUGGGAGUUAGAGGGUUUGUCAAAACCAUAGCAAAAUUUUAAAACAUGGUUGGUUAUCUUCAGCCCCAUUUGCACUUUAAUAGGGCAUGUUAUGCUUGUAAUUGGACAGGGUAAUAGGACAGUUGACACAUUGUGUGUGUGUUGGUGGACGAUAAGCGUCACGUGUACCCUGUUGUUGCACAUUUUACCAAGUUAACUAUUUGUUUUUUUAAGGAAAAUGUAUAGUGGUUGUCUAGAUUCUCUCUCAAAUUUUUUCAUAGUUUUUAUUAAUUGGUGACAGGACUUCGCAUUGUCCAAUUUGGUUGGUAAUCAUACUCAUGAUUAACAUAUCGGACUCCCGCUUGGCAGUUGUUUGAGUUUGUUGUUCACUGGUAUGAUUACAGACUGAAUUAAACUUUACUCAGUCCUGUUACCAUUAUUAACAAAACAUACUGCCCUAUCCACCAGAUGAAGAUUUUUCCAAUGGAUAGCAUUGUCCAUCCUUUGAACAACUGGGAUCAAUAACUAAACAUUUUGGCUCUUCGUACACAUUGUAGGUUGAUCAGUUGGCUGCUCAAGCACCUGAAGAGAAGACAAAUGGCGAAGGUGAUGGUAGCCAACGGAGAAGACGGAAAAGAGGCUUUGAUGUUGGGCCAGGGGGAGGUUUGUUGGUCUUUGAAAUAGAUCUUCAAUAAUGCUCAUGAAAGAGUGCAAAGCUUUGGCUCCUACAUGUACUUGAACACUCUGCGAUAUUAUAUAUCAUCUCUAUAUUUUUAUUUCGGAAGCUUUGAGCAGAACAUGCACAUGCAGUUGAAGAACAAAAAAAACAGACCAACCCAACUUUCUUGGGUUCAUCUAGUGUAGCUGAUUCAAGACAUUCAAAAUCCCUCUCUUUAAACUACACACAGUGUUUAAAAAUUUGGGCCUCAAAGUUUUCAAACAGCAAGAGAAACCUAAAUUUUCUUGUUUUUAUGUUUUCAAGACUUUCAGCUGUUGCCUCUUCAGCAACAGCUGUAAGCACAAACGGAAUCCUUUGAUCAAAACAAUAGCAUAUUACACACAUCUGGCAAUUUAAUAGCCUUUGUUUAUUAUGCUACCACUACAAGAAAACUUGAAUAUAAAUGAAAAGCUUCCUGAACCAGUAGUAAUGUCCUAAAAUCCUGUUUGAGUUAAAAACAUCAGUACAAGCUGGAGCAAGAGUACUCUUCAUACCACAUGUAGUAACUUGCUGUAAAUCUUCAUUCCUUUUCUUUUUUUUUUUUACGGUGGUUGUAUUAAUACAGUGUAGAUGGAUGAUAACAUUUCUUUUUGCUUUCUCUCUUUUUUUCUCUUUCUCUGUUUUUUGUCUUUUGCAUCCAAAUCAAGUUAGCCAGUGCCGGUUUGGCUUGAAGCCAGGAUAAUCAUCAUGACACUGACUCGAUCUUUGGUGGUAAAACAAGUGUAUAAUGGUUUAGAAAUAUUUAUACCUGUAAUGAAGAGUUAUUCUAUCAGUACUCUGUCACUUUUGUCAAAGAGACUGACUGACAUUAUCAAAUGCAAAUCUGUUGGAAAGGGAUAAUUUUAUCCUAUAGAAUACGUGGAAACUUUUUUUUUUGAUCAUUUGUUUUCACACAUUGACCGACAUGCUAACAAAUGCUGAAAAGAUUUAGACCUAAAACUUUCUCUUUUGGCUGACAUCGCAUCAAUAUUCGACAAAUUUGAUUCUUAACUCAUCAUGCCAGAAAUUUUUCUUUUAAAAGGUGUGCUUGUUGAUGGAACUCCGAUUAAACAUGAAGGUGGUUAUAGGUUUAUCAUUGAUAUCUUCAUGAUUGCUAUAUAAUUAUCCCAUAGAAUCACCUGUGGCUGGCGCAGCAAAUGGAGAUGUAGAAGAUCAACCUAUUGAUGAUGGAUCAAAUGGAGAACUUGUUAUUGGGCCAGGAGCAGGUGGUAUGCAGCCACGCCCCUCAGAAGUAAAAAGGGCACUGCCUCCUCUGACCUAUCAACAGGAAGAGAUGCUCAAGAAGGCAAAGAGAUUUGCAAUGGAACAGUCUGUCCAACAGGUCAGAUUUUGAAACAUGAAAUCUUUUAGUGUGGUGGUGUUGGUUGAACUGCAUGGAAAAUUUAGGCUAAGAGUUUUCUGUUCCAUAGUUAUUGCCUUUUUUCAUCAUCCAUUGUUGUGGUCAAUGCUACUCUAACUUAAGAACUCUCAAGCAGACAAAUUGCUUUGCGGUCAUGAUAAUUUAUUUAUAGUAAUGAGGUAGAUAAACGUUCUUUCCCUCCAUCCCUUCGGCCACUGAAUAUUAAAAUUUUUAUCAGGGUUCCAAACACAAUUUGAAGUUUUGAAAGAGUAGUGAAAUUUGUGAGCGAGUAUUGUCAGCUUGGAAAACAGCAUACUUAACUUCCAGCCUUGAUCUGUGAAACAAAAACUGAAUGUAUGCAAAUUGCCAUGGCCUGAGCCCUUAGCAGCUGCCUUUUUCUCAUGCUACAGUAGGUGUUUUUACUCGUCACAGUUGUGUCUGGAAAGUGUUAAGAUUAACUUGGAAUCUUUUCCAUAGAUAUGUAUAAAAACCCUUUAUAUAAUAGCCUGUAUCUGUGAUCUUACCCUUUUUUCUCUCAGGUGUUAGCAAAACAGCAAGCUCUCCAACAGCAACAGAUGUCUGCCCUACAGACAGCUGCUCAAAGACAGAGAGCAUUAGCUCUAAUGUGCAGGUAGACUGAGAAGUCAACAAUGUACUGUAGUUAUUCGGUUAUAAGGCGCACCGUUUUUUUCAAGAAAUUCCUAAUUUCUACUAAAAAUUACUACCAAAGUUUGGGUGCGUCUUAUAGGCGAAUAUUUUCCCGAAACAAUUUUUUUUUAUCACAGUUACUGGUACGAUUUCAAGCAAAUAAAAUGACACACACACAUUGACUUUUAUGAAUAUGGUGGUUCUGAAAAGACAAGGGAAGUCAAAUUUGCAUAGAUGUGAUACAUGCUCAAGAGCACGUGCUUAGUAAUUUGAUACGUCACAAAACGAAACGAAAAUAAACAAGCGAAGAGGUAAAUACCUUCUUCAUCCUUUCAGCCUUUUUAGUGCACGGAGACCUGCAUUCUCGGCAGUACAUCUUGUUUAAUCAAGGCUUUUGUUUGUGUGCGUGGUCGCGUGUGCGACAAUUCUGAUUUUGUUGAUUAAUGGUAAACUAAAAUCAAUACGCGACUUUUUCACUUUUUUGUAAGUUUAUGAAAGAAUUUACAAUAAACUUGACCGAUCUUUACUCCCCAAACAACGGUGCGCCUUAUAACCAAGUAUUUUAGUGAUUUUCUCAGUUUGAAAACAUGCAAUAAUGAAGUUGCCAAAUUGGGGGUGCGUCUUAUAGCCGAGUGUGCCUUAUAACCGAAUAACUACGGUAAUUACAGCCCUAGCAGUGUCUUUCAUGUUCUUCACUGAUGAAUGCCAAAUGGUCUAUGGUCUUUCUCCGAAUGUGCAUGAUUGUAGUUUGCAUUGUUGAACUGCCUCAUCUUGUAACAGAACUUUGGCAAAUUUUUUUCUAACACUCCCUAAUAUUUUUAUUGCAUGAACGUUGAGAAUUAAAAUAAUAUCUUUGAUAUUCUUUUGUUUUCAGGGUGUAUGUUGGGAGCAUCAAUUUUGAACUCCGUGAAGAACAUGUCCGACAAGCUUUUAUCCCUUUUGGUCCAAUUAAAAAGAUAGAUUUGUCAUGGGAUCCUUUGACCAUGAAACAUAAGGUAUGUUCGACUAACAAGCGGGGACCACUCUAUAGUAAAUUCUUCUUUUACUAGACUGCUCUUCUGGUACAUGCUGUACUUUUAAAUGAAAACCCUGUGUGCGUCAAGUUAUAUAGAUAUAUAUUCUAUUUAGGGCUUUGCGUUUGUGGAGUAUGACUUACCAGAGGCAGCCCAGCUUGCUUUGGAACAGAUGAAUGGUGUUCUGCUUGGAGGGAGAAACAUAAAGGUUAGUAUUUACGCCUUGUGUCCUUUUGCAGACAGUGAUUUUCCAUACUUCUGUGGGUCUUUUUGAUUAAAAAUAGUUUGUUGCUCUAUUAUUUCCGAGAUAGAAAAGUAGAGGUUUACAUCAAGAGUCAUUUGCAUUGCAAGUAAUGCUAACGUUUUUUGUCUGUUCAUCAGGUGGGUCGUCCAAGCAAUGUACCACAAGCAGCACCACUGAUUGAGCAGUUUGAGCAGGAAGCUAAGAAGUAUGCCAGAAUCUAUGUGGCUUCUGUUCAUGCAGAUUUGGCUGAGGAUGACAUAAAGAGGUGAUUGCAUUCAAAGUAUUAGAUUGUGGCAUACUCUUUACUGUAGUUCAAUUUUGAAGGUGACACAAGCUUGUUUGAUUCUUCUGUUAAAUUGACCUUCUCAUACAGUUCAGUUUUUUUUUAUUAUUUUCCGUGAGUGAUUGUAGCCAUUUUGUUGGAAAAGUAGUUUUGCUUGUGUAGGUGUAGGCUCGUUUUCUGUUUUUCUUGGGCAUAAAUUUAUUGUUUGCCUGUUUCUUUGCAUAUUAGUGUAUUUGAAGCAUUUGGUAAAGUGCGCAGCUGUGCUCUUGCUCCAGACACCAUGCCAGGAAAGCACAAGGGCUACGGCUUCUUAGAAUAUGAAAACCAACAGUCAGCCACAGAUGCCAUAGCCUCCAUGAACUUGUUUGAUCUUGGUGGACAGUACUUGAGAGUAGGUCGAGCCAUCACACCCCCAGCAUCGGCACAGACUAGUAACGGUACAUUGCCACCUGCAGCUGCAUUAGCUGCUGCUGCGGUGUCAGCAAAGAUACAAGCACAGGAGCAGGGGCUGACAAGCACAUGUAAGGAUGAAUAAGUUUGUGCAAGUUAGAUUUAAACUUGGCUUCUGCAAGUGGUAACAUUUUUGAGACCAGAUGUAAACCAAAGAGAGUUUUAUGAAUUCAUGGAUGAAACCAGAUUUAGGGCAGCAGGAUUUUCAGGUUUUAAUAAUCCAGCAAAAUUUUCUCCUGUUAUAGUCAUGAAACAAAAUUGAAAAUAAACAACAAUUGAGUUUGGUGGACAAACUAUAUGACAAAGUCAAAUAAUUUGAAUUAUUCCUUACAAGCAUGUGGGACCCUUUUGGAAUUUUUAUAAAAGACACCCAAAGUCUAAGAUAAGGUUUCUAUGUUACUGAUAUAAUGGGAAAGGUUUACUGGACAGUCAUCUGUAAAGAGGUGUAAAAUACUUUGUUAUGUAAGAGACUAGCACAAAAAUCCCAAACAAGAUUGCUUAAAAAUAUCAGGAAUUGGGAAAAAACUGUGUAACUGUAAAAUUUUCAGAUCUAAAAUGUUCAGUUCCAAGAUCCAAAAUCCACAUAUAUGAACAAAUAAACAAACAAAAAAUUAGGCUCAUUUUUUUUUUAUUUCGUAUAUUUUGUUCUUUGUUCCCAGUCCCAGCCAUUACAAUUGCUGGGAGUACAGUGAUCACUUCCAUAGUGGGUACAGCAGGCCUGGUUGCUCUGCCAACCAUGGCAGCUGGAACCCUUGCCCCUGGAACUCUUGCACCAGGAGUGAUGUCAACAAGUAUUGCAGCACAGCCAAUUAUGACAGCAUCUACAGCACUGCUAGCAGGUAAUGUCUUUCCCUUUCCCUCACCCCUUCCCCCAUUUACCUAAUCCAUUCCUUUUAAGCUACAUGUACUGUUUUGCCAAUAGACAAAAAAAGUGCUCUAGUAGAAAAAGUAACCCACUCUGCAGGUUACUGUAGUUGCAUUUUUAAGAUAUUGUGAUUUAAGAUGCUAGAAUUGAGUGACCAAUGCAUGCAUGUGUGCUAUUCCUAGUCAAGUUAGUCACUCAUUUGAUUUGAUUAUAAAUCAGUAGUUUACUGUUUUAUUCUUAGGUCCCCCAACAGCAGUUGUGACACCAGUGCCUGCAACACCUGUGGUAACCACCACAGGCCUACCAGUCCAGUCAGCAGCUGUUCAACAGCUACAAAUUCAACAGCAACAACUUCUUGAACAGCAACAACAACUUGUACAGCAACAGCAGUUGCAACAACAGCAGCUGCAGCAGCAAUCGGCCCAGGUUAUUGCAGCACAACAGGCUGAGGUGCGUGCCAAGAUUGAAGAGGAGACGCAGAGAAAAGUGGCAGAGAGUAGCAUAAGUCAUGAGGAGAACAUGUCAAUAUCUGGUAGUAAUGCCAGGUAUAUGGUCAUGCAGAAACUGUCUCGCAAAAGUGAGGUGAGUGCUAUAUGAGGAAAUGAUCCUAGAUGUGAGUGUAAAACAGCUUUCUAUGCAGAUUUUCUUGGGAACAAAUAUUUAAAUAAUGUUGCCUAUUAUAGGCAUUCAGUCAGUGGCAACAAGCAAAAUGCUGGUAUGUGGCAGAAGGUGAUUGUAAUUGUCAGGUCACCAGUUUGUACAGACUCUAAUUCUUAUUUUUUCCUUUGCCUUAACCUUCCAUUGAUUUUUUGCACCUCUCUUUUUGCCCAUUUCCUUUCACUGAGAGCCUGGCACAAGCUGAUUGCUUGUGCAAGUUAUGUGAAGUAAGCAAGUAAAUUUGGUUUUUUUUAAAAUGAGCCAUCUCCUUAUUUCAGUCUAAAGUUCUGGUGCUGCGAAACAUGGUAGGAGUGGAAGAUUUGGAUGAAGAACUGGAGCAUGAGGUGACAGACGAGUGCAGCAAGUUUGGAGUGGUCAGUAGGGUGGUGAUUUAUAAUGAGAGACAAGGAGAGGAGGAGGAUGCUGAAGUCAUAGUUAAGAUAUUUGUGGAGUUCACUCAACCUUCAGGUGACUAGAAAUACUGUUAUCUUUAAUUAUUACUUGUACUGCCUUUGUGGUGAUAUGGAUUAAAGGUGGUGCAACUAGUGCGAUUAUCAUUGUAUGAACAGUUUCCACAAUCAUACAUAUGCUUAAUGGCAAACCAACAAUAGUCUUCACUGUCCCAAAUAACAUCUCGAGUGCCUGUUUUCUCUCCGAUCGUUCAAAUCAGUACAUCUAGUGCAAAGUAAAAUGUUGGCCAUUCAGAACUGUACCAGUCUUUGGUAUGCAUGUUUGCAAAGCUGUAACCAUGCUUUUAAUCAAAAUUCAAGUGAAAGCUGAAUCAAUACUUACCUUUUUCUUCACAGAAACCGAAAAAGCUGCUAAUGCUCUUAAUGGAAGAUGGUUUGGGGGCAGGGUUAUCAAAGCUGAAGGAUAUGAUGAACUGAAAUUUGGUGCUGGAGACUUAUCAGGAUAGACACUGCCCUUGUUCCCUGUGUAUUAUUUUGCACUCACAGAAAAAGAGAUACACUCUAGUUAGCUUUUUCCUGACUCAGUUCACUUAACCAUGGAACUGCUACCUGCUUAGAGUAUUUUGACUGAGUUUUUGGUAGUAGCAGCACUAGCUAUACUGGUGAACCAAAGAGAAAGAUGACAGAAUUCUGGCCAGCACCGACCAGCAUUUUCCCUCUCACAUGGCAUGCAAUGUUUCUUCUGACAGGAGCCCAUCAGCAGCAGCCUCUAUCUGCAUUGAUUCCUUGAGUCAACCCUUUCCCGAGUAGAUUUAUUUUUAGAACAACUUUUUGCUGUAGAAAGUAUCACCCUUUGGUCAAGUCAACCACGAACCACAAAAACUGGUUUUCCUCACAAAUACAUGUUUGGUGGGAGUUUGAUGUAAAACAUUAGGAUGGUGAAAGCUCUGUUUUGAUUAACCCUUUACACCCUAUCAUCAGUAUGCAUAUUCUCUAAACUGUUCUCUAUAUAUUUCCUGAGAUGCUGACAGGGAGAAUUUUUUAAACAAUCAAGAGCUUCUUUAGUUGGUGAUCAUUUCCUUUAUUCUCAUAACCUAGAUGUGUGAUUUGGGGAUGAUAUUGUAAGGAAAAAUAAUAUUAGGUGCUAAUUACUCUUAAGGGUUAAUGGAUUAAGACUUCCUUGGGGAGAUAGAGGCUCCUUUCCAUGGCCUCCUGCCCCUGUACAUAAUCUCUGUUACUUUUAAUGCUUUAAUGGGUCACCUGUGGUAUUUUGAUAGCACCUCAAACAUUUGCCUCUGAAGAGGAUUGAAACUGAAGAAAAGGUUCCCCUUUCUAUUUUCUAAAACUAAACGUUCCACAGUGUCUUCAAAGUUGCUUUGUUAGUAAAGAAUUAAGACUCUAGGUUUGAGAGAUUAGGAGAAAUGUCACACUGUUGUCAGGCGGUAAGUUGCUAAAGAAACUCUGGUGCUGCAUGGGGGUACUACAAGAUAAUUGGGUUUUAUCAACUGAGUGGAUAAAUGUAAAUUAACCUCUUUAGAGAGUUCCUAAGGCGGAUGCGUUGAGUGUUAGCCCUUCAUCAUUUGCCUUGACAAAGGGUGAAAAAUGUCAGCCUUAGAGAAGGUGUGCUAAUUUACAUCAUCAACUUACUUGAUAAAACCAAAUUAUGUUGCAACUAUUAAAAGCUCAAGCCCCACUCAGACAGUCUUAAUGUUGUUGUUUUCCUAAAUAAAAGCUUGGAAGUAAAAUCAUUUUGUAAUGGCUAGGUGCUUGCAAAUUCAAACCGAUUGAUUUGUGGUUAACAAAAAAAUUAAAGGCAAAAGGUUUGCUCCCCUUGAGGGCAAAAACUUUUAAAAAGUGUUGUUAUUUUUAACCAAACCUUAAGCAGUUCAUAGGCAACUUGUAAAUACUUAUGAAAAAUACGUUUACCUGUACAAUGUUAAUAAAACAACAAUAAUAAAAAAAACAAACAAAGGU